UUAGCCUCGCGCUUCAGCGUUUCUGCCCCGGCCUUCGGGCCGCUGUGUGCUUUGGAAGAGCCACCAAGGUUGCUCGAUAUGGCCGAGUCAGCUGCUUUUCUUCCCAUCCCGCCUUCCCCGUCCUCUUUAAAGGCCGGCAGCCGGCGAAGAGGCGCCACGACCCGGCACGAUGCUGCGGACUCUGCUCCUCGCUGCCUUCGUCCUCGGCGGAUACUGCUCGGAGGAGCUGCCGGAUGGGGCGCAGCGGGUGGUCGGCGGCACCGAAGUGCGGUCGCACGCGUGGCCGAGCCCCCUCCAGUAUUACUCCAGCGGGAACUGGUACCACACCUGCGGCGGGUCCCUCAUCCGGCAGAACUGGGUGAUGACGGCGGCUCACUGCGUUGACAGUAACCUGAACUUCCGCGUGGUCGCUGGCGAUCACAACAUCUACCAGAACGAGGGCACCGAGCAGGUCUUCAGCGUCAGCAAGAUCAUCAAACAUCCCUCCUGGAACAGGAACAACGUCGCCGCGGGCUACGACAUUGCCCUGCUCCGGCUCUCCGGCAGCGCCACCCUC
Messenger RNA from Struthio camelus australis, 556 nucleotides. Lineage: Eukaryota; Metazoa; Chordata; Aves; Struthioniformes; Struthionidae. The record is from RefSeq and is a predicted model, not a curated record.